AUGUUAACCGACAGAAUUUGUUGAUAUGCAGGCUAAUCCACCAGACCCUAAAACAUUUCCUUUCAUAUUACUGGGGAACAAGAUUGAUAUAGAUGGGGGAAAUAGCAGAGUGGUUUCUGAGAAGAAAGCAAAGGAAUGGUGUGCUUCAAAAGGGAUACCUUACUUUGAGACAUCAGCAAAAGAGGAUAUAAAUGUUGAUGCUGCAUUCUUGUCUAUUGCAAAAACUGCUUUGGCCAAUGAACACGAGCAAGAUAUAUACUUCCAGGGCAUUCCGGAGGCAGUUUCAGAGACGGAGCAAAGAGGUGGUUGUGCAUGUUAAGGUGGAUGAAGCAAUUUCAUUGAGUGCUAUAUGUAAUCGCUGUUGUUGCCUAUUUUUCCUGCAACAGUAUCGUUACUCUCAGGCCGUAACCAUUCUUUUGUACCCAUUACUACAUAACUCUUCACUUAAGAUUGCAUAUUCUAUUGAUUCCCUCAGUGUUGUUUUGGAAAGAAAUACAUCUUUGUCACAUCCAGAUACUGGAGGUAUAGGAACUCAGGAAUGUCUCCUUGUAUUGCAGUUGGCUCUGAGAAAGAUUCUAAUUGUGCAUUUUGCCGUACCCUGGGUGGUUGGAUUUUAUUGUAUACUCUGAAAACUGUAUUUUUCUACAUCUACGUAUAACAAUGAGUUGGAUUGGUAACUGUUA
Nicotiana tabacum (common tobacco) is the source of this 683-nucleotide messenger RNA. The record is from RefSeq and is a predicted model, not a curated record. Lineage: Eukaryota; Viridiplantae; Streptophyta; Magnoliopsida; Solanales; Solanaceae.